Messenger RNA from Physeter macrocephalus (sperm whale), 1554 nucleotides. RefSeq names its product neuronal PAS domain protein 2 (gene NPAS2). The coding region runs from base 82 to 1554 and encodes 490 amino acids. Gene Ontology annotation, biological process: regulation of transcription by RNA polymerase II; circadian regulation of gene expression. Gene Ontology annotation, cellular component: nucleus; cytoplasm; CLOCK-BMAL transcription complex. Lineage: Eukaryota; Metazoa; Chordata; Mammalia; Artiodactyla; Physeteridae. The transcript has 11 exons. The record is from RefSeq and is a predicted model, not a curated record. Gene Ontology annotation, molecular function: E-box binding; protein dimerization activity; DNA-binding transcription factor activity, RNA polymerase II-specific.
CGCGUCUCCCCGGCCCAGUCCGCGCCCGGCCCCGCGGGGCCGCCCCGGCCCGCUUCGAGGAAAAACUGCAGAGACAAUCUAAUGGAUGAAGAUGAGAAAGACAGGGCAAAGAGAGCUUCUCGAAACAAGUCUGAGAAGAAGCGUCGGGACCAGUUCAAUGUUCUCAUCAAAGAGCUCAGCUCCAUGCUGCCUGGCAACACGCGGAAAAUGGACAAGACCACCGUGCUGGAGAAGGUCAUCGGAUUCCUGCAGAAACACAAUGAAGUCUCAGCGCAAACGGAAAUCUGUGACAUUCAGCAGGACUGGAAGCCUUCAUUCCUCAGUAAUGAAGAAUUCACCCAGCUGAUGUUGGAGGCGUUAGACGGCUUCAUCAUCGCUGUGACGACGGACGGCAGCAUCCUGUACGUUUCUGACAGCAUCACGCCUCUCCUUGGGCAUCUUCCGUCGGAUGUCACGGAUCAGAAUUUGUUACGUUUCCUUCCAGAACAAGAACACUCCGAAGUCUACAAAAUGCUUUCUUCCCAUAUGCUUGUGACGGACUCCCCCUCCCCAGAACACUUAAAAUCUGACAACGAUUUAGAGUUUUAUUGCCAUCUUCUCAGAGGCAGCUUGAACCCAAAGGAAUUUCCAACUUAUGAAUACAUAAAAUUUGUAGGAAAUUUUCGCUCCUACAACAAUGCGCCCAGCCCCUCCUGUAACGGCUUUGACAGCGCCCUCUCGAGGCCCUGCCGAAUGCCCCUGGGAAAGGAGGUCUGCUUCAUUGCCACCGUUCGCCUGGCAACACCACAGUUCUUAAAGGAAAUGUGCAUUGUUGACAAACCUUUAGAGGAAUUCACUUCAAGACAUAGCUUGGAAUGGAAAUUUUUAUUUCUGGAUCACAGAAAUGAGGCCCCCAGGUUGAUCAUUACACAUGCAAACUGCCCCCUCGUCGGCCACCACGGCAAGCCCUGCGGUACUGCCUCUCUGAUGAAUGACCCCACUGUGCUCGGCAGAGCUCCUCCCAUCAUAGGAUACCUGCCUUUUGAAGUUCUGGGAACCUCGGGCUAUGAUUACUACCACGUGGAUGAUCUGGAGCUCCUGGCCAGGUGCCACCAGCACCUGAUGCAGUUUGGCAAAGGGAAGUCGUGUUGCUACCGGUUUCUGACGAAAGGCCAGCAGUGGAUUUGGCUGCAGACUCACUACUACAUCACCUACCACCAGUGGAACUCCAAGCCCGAAUUCAUCGUGUGCACUCACUCAGUGGUCAGGUGCGGGCAGGGGGCUGGGGGGGGGGCGGCGGGCCAGGUCCGCGGCAGCUCCGUCAGAGCCCCAUCAUCCUCAGUGGACCCCGUUUCUGGGGAGCGAGCCCCGGGCUUGAAUUCUUCAGCGGGGCCUGGGCUGUGCUCUGCAGGGAACAGGAUAAUCCGCAGGGCUCAGAUCCCUUCCGGCUCCACACCCAGCCCUGUUCUCCCAGGGCUGAGACUUCCUCCCAGCGUCCCGUCAGGCCCCUCUGAAAGCCUCAUUGAGCUCUUCCAGGCGGCCAGGAUGUGCCUUAGUGAGUUACUGCUUCAGUGA